Messenger RNA from Bemisia tabaci, 393 nucleotides. The record is from RefSeq and is a predicted model, not a curated record. Lineage: Eukaryota; Metazoa; Arthropoda; Insecta; Hemiptera; Aleyrodidae.
AUGGCGUUCAUGAUGCCCGUCGUGAAAAAUGAUUACGAUAUCUACAAGUCGAACCGUUCCCGCAGGACCUCGGAGUGCUCGAACCCACAGUCCUGUCGAAGCCGCAAAGUUUCGGAGUGCUCGAAAUCGGAAGGCCCGAGUCUAUCGACGUCCCCGGGAAGUGAUUUCAUCAUCGGGUCCCCUGCCCACAGGUCGGUUCCCGUAGGAAUGGGCCGACAGUUUUCCCGGAAUUCUUCUAGAACAUCCCAGUCUAGUUUAAUUCAGUCGCCCAUCAAAUCCGCCUCCUCGUCUCCGCCCAAGUCGGGAUCGCAGUCGUCGCUGAAUAAAUUCCAUUCAAGACUUGUGGAUAAACUAAAGAAAUCCCUAGGCCGUCCAACGGCCGACGGUAAGUAA